This is a messenger RNA of Opisthorchis viverrini, 568 nucleotides long. RefSeq lists its product as hypothetical. The record is from RefSeq and is a predicted model, not a curated record. NCBI's taxonomy places the organism in Eukaryota, Metazoa, Platyhelminthes, Trematoda, Opisthorchiida, Opisthorchiidae. Gene Ontology annotation, biological process: proteasome-mediated ubiquitin-dependent protein catabolic process; protein ubiquitination. The transcript has 4 exons. Bases 1 to 462 code for a protein of 153 amino acids. Gene Ontology annotation, cellular component: nucleus.
AUGGCAGAAGUCUCGAAGCCACAUUUGAGGUUAGGAAUUUCUGUCCCAAUAGCAGACGAAAUCAAAGGUUACCACACAUUGGUCGCUAUGUCCCAGUGGAGCAUUGAUUGUUACCUGAUCAAUGGAGUGUCUUUCGUUGUGCCAGAACCUAACAAGAGAAAGAAUACUGAACAAACUCCAACAGAACCUCCUCCAAAGAUCUGCAUCAAGGUUUCUGACGGGAAGCCACCUCAAAACCCAAAAUCUGUCACUCCAAUAAAGAUUAGCCUACCCCAACAGAGUGACGAAGAGGAAAUCCCCGAGGAAGCACGAAUUCGUAUGAGGAAUCUAGGAAGAUAUACGCCGACUUCUUGCGGCCCAAAUUCUUACGGCAAAGGGAAAUACGGAUUUAUCGACCGGCGAGCGUUGCUCAAUCGGCAGACGGAGGCCCUGAACGAAAUAGUUUCUGAUGACAAUCGAUAGCAUCGUACUGGAAUAGCUAUCUGUGGUACUUCUUCACACAUCUGACUUUGUAAAUAUCGUUUUAUUUUUGUGUCUUAAUGACUGAGUUCCAACCGCCUGCGUAAAU